Molecule: messenger RNA, 291 nt
Organism: Rhodofomes roseus
Lineage: Eukaryota; Fungi; Basidiomycota; Agaricomycetes; Polyporales; Fomitopsidaceae
Exons: 2
Coding region: 1-291 (96 amino acids)
Source: RefSeq, a predicted model, not a curated record
AUGCUUCUGCAGCGGUCCAGCGACCAGUAUACCUUCUGUGCGCGGGUGCCCAAGGGUCUCUGCGCUGAGAUGGUCACCGUCUACGUCAAGCGCGGCUGCAGGUUGGCCGUCGUGGCAGACGCAUGGCACCUCGAACACGACGCUCAUUACAAGUGGGAGAUCGCCUUCACGCCCGAGGACGUGAAUCUGAGAGCGGCGCACGUUGUGCUGGAUGUGAGCGGCAACCUCACCCUGACUGUCCCGCGUCGGGCAUAUGCUUCUGAGAGCUGUGCUCUCCCUAUGUUUCUGUAA